AUGGCACCCCACUUCGAAGGGACCACGCCAAUGUACUGCGACAACCUCGACCUGCUCAGAUACCCUCCCCUUCCUCGCGGCUGGGAGGUCUUCUACCAUCCCAGAAACGGCGACGUCUACUACUGGAAUCGCGACGAGCGCGUUAUCACGGAGGACGACAUUUGCGAUGCCUCCGUUCUCACUGGUGUCUUGCGCGCGAAGGGCAAGGCCAUGCGCGAGCUGCAGCGGCGCGGCCUCCAUGAAUUGUUUUGCACUGAUCAGGGAAAGCUGAAGGGGUCCUGGGAUUUGAUCAUAGGGGAUGGGGGCCCGCUCUCUCUCGUAGGGUGGAGAUUGGAGGAGCUAUACGAAUUCGUCGAGGACGAGGAGCGAUACAUCGAGCAUUCCUCGGAGAGGGUAUUCUGGCUUCGGAUCGCCGAGUUCCCUUGCCACCAUUCCAAUCUUCUGCGGCGAACCGAGCAACAGAUGAUGCACAUAAGACAUCGUCAUCCUCGACUGAUGAACGCUCUGCUCAAGCGCCCUGGCAACAUGGAGCUAUACAAGGAGUAUCGUGUGUUUCGAGAUGAGGCUCUGGCCAGGACGCCAAGCAGGUAUUGUGACGAUCUGCCAGCCGUCGUGUGGCGGCUCGCGUGCCUACUCAGCGAGGCGCACGAGAUGGCGGACGCGCGCAAUAUUUCCCUAGAGAGACGUUCCAGUAGAGCGUCAUCGUCAUGA
Molecule: messenger RNA, 711 nt
Organism: Schizophyllum commune H4-8
Lineage: Eukaryota; Fungi; Basidiomycota; Agaricomycetes; Agaricales; Schizophyllaceae
Exons: 4
Coding region: 1-711 (236 amino acids)
Molecular function (GO): protein binding
Source: RefSeq, a predicted model, not a curated record